Messenger RNA from Hypoxylon trugodes, 726 nucleotides. RefSeq names its product Phospholipase/carboxylesterase. The coding region runs from base 1 to 726 and encodes 241 amino acids. NCBI's taxonomy places the organism in Eukaryota, Fungi, Ascomycota, Sordariomycetes, Xylariales, Hypoxylaceae. Gene Ontology annotation, molecular function: carboxylic ester hydrolase activity; palmitoyl-(protein) hydrolase activity. The record is from RefSeq and is a predicted model, not a curated record. The transcript is spliced from 4 exons. Gene Ontology annotation, biological process: protein depalmitoylation. Gene Ontology annotation, cellular component: cytoplasm.
AUGGCAACGCGAAUAGCCCCACCACUGCUAUUCCCGGCUGCGGCUAAGCAUACAGCUACCGUUAUUUUCAUCCACGGAUUGGGAGAUACGGGAUACGGAUGGGCUUCUGCCGUAGAGAACUGGAGGAGGCGUCAAAGAUUGGACGAAGUCAAAUUCGUUCUGCCUCACGCCCCGCGUGUACCUGUCACCGCUGCUGAUGGAAUGCCUAUUCCCGCUUGGUUCGAUCUCUUUGCAUUGAACGGGAAGACAGACGAUCUCAGAAAGGAGCAAGAUGAGAGAGGAAUACUAAAGAGCAGAGACUACUUCCACGAGCUGAUCCAAGCCGAAGUCAACGCCGGAAUACCUGCUAACCGCAUCGUUCUCGGUGGCUUCUCGCAGGGUGGUGCCAUGGCCCUAUUCGCAGGACUAACAGCAAAGGCCAAGCUCGCUGGCAUAGUUGGAUUGUCAUGCUGGUUGCCGUUGGACUCCAAGUUCGCCGAUUUCGUCAAGGAGAACGAUUACAACCGUCAGACACCGAUAUUGAUGUGCCAUGGCGAUGAAGACCAAGUCGUACCUACGAGCUUCGGCAAGCUCUCGUCGGAGUUACUAAAGGAGCAAGGUUACGAUGCUACCAUGAAAAUCUACCCUGGUAUGCCCCAUUCGGCUUGCAUUGAAGAACUCGACGAGGUUGAAGCUUUCUUAAGAGCGCAUCUGCCGCCCCAAGAUGACGGGAAGUCGGAACUAUGA